Dinoponera quadriceps is the source of this 6909-nucleotide messenger RNA. RefSeq names its product tyrosine-protein kinase transmembrane receptor Ror (gene Ror). NCBI's taxonomy places the organism in Eukaryota, Metazoa, Arthropoda, Insecta, Hymenoptera, Formicidae. The transcript is spliced from 14 exons. Gene Ontology annotation, biological process: cell surface receptor protein tyrosine kinase signaling pathway; multicellular organism development; positive regulation of kinase activity. Gene Ontology annotation, cellular component: membrane; signaling receptor complex. Gene Ontology annotation, molecular function: transmembrane receptor protein tyrosine kinase activity; ATP binding; protein binding. Bases 771 to 4205 code for a protein of 1144 amino acids. The record is from RefSeq and is a predicted model, not a curated record.
UUCUCCGUCUGGCGGACGUGCGCGAGAGUGACACGACGAGCGUUCGGCUGGCGAGACGCGUCGAUCGCUGCCACAGGCGGGAGAGAAAGAGAGCGCUUUUGAUCGGACGACCUCCAAGGAGUCAUCGUUGGUGGACGCUUCGAAAAUUCGCUCGUCUUGCUCGCGCGUCCCCGGCACGGCCGGUGGGUGACAGCGGACUGUCACGGUGACAGUUGUUGACGCGCGAUGUGGCGUCCCACGUGCGCGAUGCCGAGCGUGAAUUUCGCGCGAGAUCAGCCGGCGGACGACGUUUGAACGGCCGUGGUGGCACGAGAAGCACGAGAAGAUUCCGUCUCGCGACGCACGAAACGGUCAUGUGAGCGCUAUUUAUGCGUGACAAUCGCGGUAAUAUCUCGUUGUCCGGGGCGAUACGCGCGAGCCGGAGCGGUACGAUCGUGACAAGGACAGAAUCGAAGCGGGAGAAUCGAAGACGGUUCUGGACGCGGCUUGUUUUGCCGAGAUAACGACGAGACGAGCGGACACGCGGAUGACGACGGACAGCUCGCUUCGAGUCGCCGAUUCGCGCGCGCAUGCUCCAUUUUGAAGUUUCGAUAAUCGUAAGCGUAGCGCCGCACCGAACUUCAGUUCAUUCGCGUCGGGCGGUCGGUUUGCCAUUUAUUGGGCCUUUCUUGAAUAUGCGCGCCGCAGCGGGAUCAACGCGUUUUCUCGUGUUCGCGCGCGUCCAUCGCAAUUGACUCUUGUGCAUUCUUGUGUCUGCGUCGCGGGGCAUCAUGGCACGAAGAAACCACGGCCUGCUGUGCACGUUGUUCUUCCUCCUGCUCUUCGCGGACGUGUUAAAAGGUGGAAAUGGUGAUGUCGAGGAUGCGGAUACUGACGUACAGGACUACAGCACGGACGAGGACUACAACGACGUUUUCGAUUCGACCACUAACGGGACCGAUGUGGACGCUGCGUCUGGCACGAAAAGUGGCACUUUGAAAUUCGUGAGGACUCUGACAAACAUAUCGAAGGACGCGGGCGGCGUCGCUCAUAUGCGAUGCGAAGUCGUAGGCGAUCCUCCUCCAAUAAAGAUACGAUGGUUCAAGAAUGAAGCGCCAUUAGAAGAGGACCGACCAAAAAUCACCAUCAGGAAAAUACAUGCGCAAACGCACGAACACGCGGCGAAGAAUGUGGCGGGAAGUCGAUUGAAAAUCACAAAUUUAGACGUUUCUGAUGUUGGUUUUUAUACUUGUCGCGUCACUAAUGGCAAGGACCAAAUUCAAAGCGAAGGAACCCUGCGAGUCGAUUCCUCGAGGAAAUGGCAAGCUCCUUUACAUCCUGGACACUCCAUGGGACAGGCAUCAGGUACCGAUAGAUUUUCCACGGGAAUGUCUGGUCCUGGAUUUGUUGACGGGAGCAUGGGAAAUGGAGACAUGUUGGACAUCUCAGGGAAUGGAAUGUCCACACCUCACAUUUCUCACCUGGCAUCUGCAAAUCCCUUCAGUAUACUUUCGCCAAGCCCACAGCCAACUAGCUCACAGUCCAGCACCAUGGAUUUUAAUAUCGGCGGCCUUACUAAUGGCAAUAUGCAAUUCCCUCCCAAUGUGAAUUUUGAUGAAAUAUCAGGCAUAAGUUCAAUUCCAAGCAGAAAGGACAAUCAUAAAGGAACUUGUGAGGUGUAUAUAGGAAAAACAUGUGCCCAAUUUGUAGGAAACCAAUCAGUUUACAUUAUACAUCCCAUGACACAGAAAAUGCUCGAGGAGAAAUUAAUGAAGGCAUUUCAAGUUAUCAAUUUUUCAAAUGAACUGUCCUUAAAUUGUGAAGGAUACGCAAAACCGUCUCUCUGUUAUUCCGCCUUUCCUAUAUGCCGCGACCAGUUCAACAGUCAGAAGCCCAAGAACACGGAGGCGAGUACACAGCUGUUCAAUCUUCUGAACUCUAAGCAGGAUGAUAUCUUGGACGAUGGAGAUCGCGAUGACACGGACGAUUUCGCGCGAUUACACGGAAUUCCCAAGAAACGUAGCCCCACAUUGGGCCCAGUUUUCGACUUUAUGCCCAACGAGGACGGCAAGUCGAGUAAUAAGAAGAUAAUCAAUCAGAGCUAUGGGGACGCGCGGUCAGCCGGCCGAAACGAGAUCAAUCGUAAAUUACGGAGGAUAUGUCGUGAGGAGUGCGAAAUGCUGGAGAACGAAUUGUGCAGGAAGGAAUACGCGAUAGCGAAGAGGCACCCAUUGAUCGGGCAUCAAGUGCCUUUGGUUGAAUGUUCCGACUUGCCGUUGGAGGGAACGACAGAAGCCCGAGAUUGCUUAACUCUCGGGUUAUCCGCGGCAAAUAAUGUGCAAGAGAAUGACUACUGCUACUGGGGUAGCGGGAAAUCCUAUCGAGGAACUAUUAAGACGAGUGUGAGUGGAAGGCCGUGUUUACAAUGGUCUCAUCACUUCAAUCUUCAGAUUUCUGAUUAUCCCGAAUUGGCUGGCCGUCAUUCUUACUGCCGGAAUCCCGGCGGAAAGGAGUCUCAACCAUGGUGUUACGUCGAUGUCAAUAAAAGAAUGCAAAAAGAGUUUUGCAAUAUACCUAAAUGUGUUGAAAAUUUGUGGAUUUACGCGGUCGUUGGAUUUGUAAUAAUGGGAGGUUUCGUUACCAUAUUGAUAUGUUAUUGCUGCUGCUAUAGAAGUAGAAAGUCCAGACGACAAAUGAAUCAUUUACCGUCAAAUAAAAUGUUGACUGGUAUUCAAUGUGAUAAAAACAUUUACGAUGGGAGGAGAAGCACUACACAACCCAUGGAAAUGAGUUCUCUCUUGGCAGGGCCUGGUAAUACGACACCAGGCACUGGUACCCUUAGCAGUGGUAGUAGCAGAACUUCUAAUAAUAGGAUACCCCAAUUUACUACAAAUAACGUCGUACUCUUGCAAGAACUCGGUGAAGGUGCAUUCGGAAAAGUUUACAAGGGCGAGCUGCAAACCGGUAACAAAUGCGAGCCUCCUAUUUACGUGGCGGUGAAGACGUUGAAAGAAAAUGCGACUCCGAAAACUCAGAGCGACUUCAGACGAGAAGUCGAUCUCAUGACGGACUUGAGGCAUCCGAAUAUCAUUUGUCUGCUUGGCGUGAUAUUGAAAGGCGAGCCGAUGUGCAUGCUCUUCGAAUAUAUGACUCAGGGAGAUCUACAUGAAUUUCUUAUCUGCCAUUCUCCGAGAUCGGAUGUGCCAUUAAACAACAGUGGCGGAAAAAUUCUAGAACAACCUGAAUUCUUGCAUAUCGCGUUACAAAUUGCAUCAGGCAUGGAAUAUUUGGCUAGCCAUCACUACGUUCACCGCGACUUGGCAGCACGAAAUUGUCUAGUAGGCGAUAACCUGACGGUCAAAAUCUCGGACUUCGGUCUAUCGCGAGACAUAUACAGCAGCGAUUACUACAGAGUUCAAUCGAAAAGUCUGCUACCUGUUCGAUGGAUGCCGCCCGAGUCGAUUCUUUAUGGCAAAUUCACCACUGAGUCGGACGUGUGGAGCUUCGGAGUUGUGCUUUGGGAAAUCUACAGCUAUGGUCUACAGCCAUACUAUGGAUACAACAAUCAAGAAGUUAUCGACAUGAUUCGCUCGCGGCAGCUGUUACCGUGUCCCGAGGACUGUCCUACGAUGAUCUACAGCUUGAUGAUCGAGUGCUGGCACGAAGUGGCGAAUCGCAGGCCGCAGUUCCCGGAAAUCCACCAUCGUCUACACAAUUGGUACAUAAAUCAAACGUACUUGAGCGACUUCUGCAACGAAUCAAUCACCAGUUACUCCGGCAGCAGUCACAAGAGCACGAACAAAACCAACUCGACGCAGCUGUCGGCGCCCAUAUACAAAAGCGACCAGAAAACGGAGCCGCCGGCGGUCUGCAAUCUCAACGACCACAGCAACGCGAUAAAGAUGCUACCGCCAUCGACAACCUUCUCGAACUCCAACUGCAUCGAUCAAAGGCCGAACUGCGCCUUCAACGAACACGUAACAUCGAUGAAGACGCCUAAUUAUCAGAACCCCGCCCCGAAUGUCAACCUAAACGACGUCUACGACGACAAGCAAUGUUGCUCGCCCAAGUUGAGCGGCGCGAAAAAGGUCUUGCCGGCGGUGCCUCAGAUGGGUGGCAAACCAAACGGGCCUACCAACGGCAGACCAAUGCAGAAUGGCGCACAGUUGGUCGUCAGGUUACCGGAUCCCAGCAAAGUCACGACCGAGACCAGGGUAUCGAAGUGAGCGACUUUUUGCGCUUUAACUGCGUCUAAUAAUUGUCUGAGCAUCAAUAACAGCGUGUGCGCAUCCCCACGCUACUGGUGUCAUUUUCUCGGUGCGGGCAGUAACGGUAUUUCAUGCUUGAUUGGCGAUAUUUGUCGGUAAAUUAAACUAUUGGAAAGCGACCACUACACAACAAGUUGGGUGCGAAUCACGUACGUCUCGAAUAACCAAGAUACACCGAAAUGUAUCGGAUUGUGGUAUCGCAACCACCUGUUACUGUUGUUGUUUUGUCGUCUUUUUAAUUAUUAAUUUACCGUACCGGCAGGAGUGUCGUUAACGCAUUAUUACGGAGCAUCGUUGCAGGAUAGAUACGGAGAACUCACUCAAUCACUGCCAUAUACGUGUAUCUUCGCGCCAUUAAUGGAUACUUUCUCGAAACGAACAGGAUAGAUACAGAGAGCUACAACACUAAUCACUGCCAUAUACGUGCAUUUAUUUAUUUUUACAAAUAUACACGCCUAUUUUAUAUUGCCUUUUUUACUUUGAGUGAUUGUAAUGUCUCACUACGCAAUAUCGUAAGCUUGAUACGUACAUACACAGGAUAUGAAAUGUCAUGUUCUAACAUGAUUCCAUUCGCGAUUUUACGUCGAGAGUGAAAUUUUUAAGAUGUAUUUGUACCUUUCUAUUUUUACGAGAAAAUUAAGAUGUUUAUGGUAAUGAAUUAUUUAUAUUUAUCUGUAAGUUAUGCAAAAAAAGAAACAGAUGAUUAGUGGAUGGUUAUAUCACUUCGAUACCGCAGAAAAAGAAUGAAACAUGAAUUUGCAGAAUACACUAUCGACAGGCGUUGAUAUUUACAUUAAAACCAAUGUUUAAUCAUGCAUGCUCUGUCCAAAGAGUAUAAUAUUGUAUGGAAUAUUGUUAUGCUCUAUACAAGGCAUACCUUAUGUGAAUCAUGUUUUUGAAUAACCUUUACACAAUUGUUCAAAAAGAUUUGUAUGCGAGCACGUGCGAUCGCAUAUGUAUUGUAAUAAGAAGAAUUGAGAAAAUGAGAUUGAGAGAAAAGGGGGAGAGAGAGAGAGAGAGAGAGAGAGAGAGAGAGAGACAAAAAGUAUGUGUGUGUAUGUGUGUGCGUGUUUUAUGAAUGUACGUUGUUUUCUAAAAAGCAAUUUUUAUAAUCGUCAUAUCGUAUGCCAAAAUCUGGAUCAUAGUAAAUAUCGACUGUUAACAAAAAGAGAAAAAGUAUUCAAUUUGUACAUUUUUAUAAUAAUUGCAUACGUAUUUUAUCAAUAAAUCUCUCUUUGAGGUCAUUCUUUUAACGGAAAAACGUAAUUUAUUGCUGCAAUUGUAUCAUACGUUGAUUGAAACAUUUUAUUUAAUCAUACAGAGCUGAUAUUCUUCUCAGUCUCUUCCUAAUUGUACAAAAUUUUGAAUUAUAAUAGGUGAAAAAUACAACUUUUGUGUCGGAGCUCCCUGCAGUACGUAUCUCUGCUGGGCGUAUCUCUAUCUCGUAAAUUUCUCCUCGAGAGCCUUUUGCGCUUUUCAAUAUUUAAUACAGCAUAAAAUUAUAUGUGGAAUUAACAUACUCUUUUCCUGGAGACUGAGGAAAAUACGUAGCUUAGAUGCGUGAAAGUGGAUUAAUUUAUUCUGGUAUUCAUGGUUGCGCCAUCACUGCGCACUGUAAGUAUCCACAGAUACUUGAUAUUAGCGUAUAAUCGUACCAUCGCUAACAAGUGAGGUGAAAUUCAUCACGGCGAAAUGUCUCGGACGCUUGUUAUUUUUCUCGCGUGUCCUAAAGCGACCCCCUGACCUCGGAGAUGCGAAUGACUGAAAUUCGAUGCUCGUGAACAUUCGGCGAUAUUAAACGGGGAAGUGUCAGCGUUCGUGUGUAAAUUAUAUUUGUUAUUCGUGUAUAGGACGUAGUAUGUACAUCCUGACAGACGAUGAAAUACCGCCUGCGUCGGUCCUCGAUCGAACGAUAAUCUCUGUCUGAUCAUCCGCCGAUGAACCACGCGAAAUCGAUGCCACUCUCACAAUCGAAGUAAUGAAUAUUAGCGCUGAGAGCGAUUGGGUAAUGGAGAUGUAGAAUUAAAACGGCAUCCAAAGGGAGACUGUAUUAUACUUUUUGUAAUUUUUUAUUAACGAAGAAACGUAUAAAGAGCGUUCCGUUCGCGUGAAAAUGUGAAAGAAAAACAAAAGAAAAGAAGACUGGAUUUAACGAACUGACUCAUCCCGCGGAUUUUUAGCUGCCACGUCCGUUGAUUGGAUGUGUAUGAUCGCGAUGAUCAGAGAGUGGCGUGGAAAAUGCUAUUGAUUUAAGAUAAUAAGACUUCUAGAACUGACGAACCUCCGAAUCGAAAUUUGUAUCGAUUGAUAAUCCCGACCGCCUCGAAGGUUUGCCACGGAAACCUUAGACUUAAGUUAAUUUAUGUCGAAUAAACUUCAGCGAAGAAUUAUAUACUUAAGAACUUUAUAUAUUCAGUCAAGUAUAAUAUACAUUUCAUGUUUUUCGUACAAUGCGACUAGUCAUUAUUUUUCCUUUUCAAGGACGUAACGUAGAUGAAGCACCCGCAGUGAAAGCCUCUGUUGCGUAGUUUACUACAAAGUGGUCGUUCUUACCAACUCCAAUCGAGUAAGUUGGAGAAACUUGAGAUUAACAUUUAUAAAAACAAUAUAAACGACAAAUUAUAGACAAUUUUUAUUAUUUACACGUAUUCUAAAUUAAUUU